AUGGAAGUUUCACCGGGCAUUCAUCCUCAACCCUCGCCCAAUCCUCACCAUCGCAAGAUCGAGCUCCAGUCAAUUCAAGAUCUUACAUAUCUACAACAAAACCUCUGCGCCUCUGCGCGUCAGAAACUCGACCUCCACUUCCCCCCUUCGGCAUAUCGCUCGCAAACAAAAUCACAACCAGCAACAUUCAUAUCUCUCGACGGCGUGCGGCCCCCCAAUAUCUCGGAUAAUAGCAAUCCUACCAACCCCGUCACCAGCAGCCCCGAGUCCGAUCGCAAACGAAAACGAAACCAAGAAGACACUGGAGAGGAAGAUGAUGCAGAACACGACCCACUCCGCGCCCGAGUCAAAUCGUUAGUUGACGCCUUCAUCUUCCGCACAUGGACGUCGGCAGCGCAGAACGUGACUGUGAACGGGUUAGAUGCGGAACUACCUGUUUCACCAUCCCAGAGCACCCUGACGCAGGGCACCGGUACUGCCAAAGAGUCUUCCGCUCCAGCGCCUGAGCGGGAAGGUAUUGAUUUUACAUACGAGUCAUACGACAGCCGGUCUCAGUUGAAACUCGCCAGUCUGUACGGGGAGCUGGAGUUGUUGACCGCGCAGGUCAGCAAAUUACGGAGGACGGCGCCAGCGCAGGGCGCAAAUGCCUAUGCUAUGGCACUGAGGGCGGAAACUGACAAGGACGAAGCCGAGUACGAAGCCCAGCGUGAUUCAACUGAUACAGGGCCUUCAAAGAACGAGAUGCUCAACCAAAAUGAUGUGUGGAAUGUGCUUGGCUUGAAGCCGUUAAGAAACGGUUGGCAAGACGAUGUGCAAACAAAUUAUUCACGUGCAGUAGGAGAGUUGGCAGGGCUGGCCGGAGUAAAGAAUGAUCCAGAAACCACGGCCACAGAACGCUGGCGUGCUGGUCCCAGUCUCACGGGAACGGUGGGCAAGGUUGAACGUGCAAGGACUGUGGCCAUGGAAUUUGAGUGA
Molecule: messenger RNA, 975 nt
Organism: Exophiala mesophila
Lineage: Eukaryota; Fungi; Ascomycota; Eurotiomycetes; Chaetothyriales; Herpotrichiellaceae
Exons: 1
Coding region: 1-975 (324 amino acids)
Biological process (GO): mitotic sister chromatid segregation
Cellular component (GO): MIS12/MIND type complex; kinetochore
Source: RefSeq, a predicted model, not a curated record